AUGGAUGAAACUAAGUUGCAUCCCUUCAUACUCACCAUUCUCAUAUCAUUACCUCUUCUAUGGCUCCUUACAAAACGCCUCUAUCAAUCUUCUGCUACCCAAAACCUCCCACCAUCGCCGCGAAAGCUGCCAAUACUCGGAAACCUACAUCAGGUGGGCUUACUUCCCCACCGGAAUCUCCACUCACUAGCUACUAAACACGCCCCCCUCAUGCUUCUUCACUUUGGCUCUAUCCCCGUCUUGAUAGUCUCCACCGCAGAAGCAGCCCAUGCUGUCCUCAAAACUCAUGAUCUAACUUUCUCAAGCAGGCCUCAGCAUUUUAGGGCUGUGAAGAAAUUCAUUCGCGAUGGAAGGAACGUAGGGUUUGCCCCUUAUGGCGAAUACUGGAGGCGGAUGAGGGGCAUUUCUGUCCACCACCUGCUGAGCAGCAAAAGGGUUCAGUCUUUCCGGUUUAUAAGGGAAGAAGAAACUGCUUUUUUUAUGAAGAGGGUUAGAGAGUCUUCUUCGGGGGUUGUUGAUUUGAGUAAGAUGUUUGCGGAGUUCACCAACGAUGUGAUUUGUAGGUCAUGUUUUGGAAGGAAAUAUAGUGACUCGGAGAAUGGGAAGAAGUUUGUGGUGUUGCUGAGAGAAGCUAUGGAGGUGUUGGGAACUGUUUGUGUUGGAGAUUUUGUUCCGUGGCUUGGUUGGGUUAGUGGAGUGAAUGGUUUUGACAAGAAGGUUGAUAAGGUUUCGAAAGAGAUGGAUGAGUUUUUGGAGGGUGUGAUUGUAGAACACAUGGAGUCUUCAAAGAGAAAGGGUGGAAAUGGAGAAAGCUUUGUUGGUAUAUUGCUUGAUCUUCAAAAUGAAAAAGAUGGUGAUGUCUUCAUUGACAGAGAGAGCAUCAAAGCAUUACUUGUGGAUCUACUUGGAGCUGGGACGGAUACCUUAACCACACUACUAAUAUGGACAAUGGCUGAGCUUCUACAACACCCUAUAGUGAUGCAAAAGCUACAAUUAGAAGUGAGAGAAGUUGUCAAUGACAAGCAAGACAUAUCAGAUAAUGACUUGGUAAAAAUGCAUUAUCUGAGAGCUGUGAUAAAAGAAGCAUUGCGGUGCCACCCUCCGGUCCCAUUACUAAUACCUAGAGUAGCAAGCAGCGAUGUGAAGAUAAAUGGAUACAACGUUCCGGCAGGAACAGUGCUAAUGACUAAUGCUUGGGCAAUAGGCAGGGACCCUACAUCUUGGGAUGAACCAGACAAAUUUGAGCCAGCCAGAUUCUUGAACUCUUCGGUAGACUAUAAUGGCCUCGAUUUUGAGUUUAUCCCGUUUGGGGCAGGGAGAAGGGGAUGCCCGGGAAUUGGGUUUUCUGCUGCUAAUGUUGAGUUUGUGUUAGCAAAUCUUGUGUGGAAGUUUGAUUGGGAGGUGCCUGAUGGAGGGAAGAGUGUGGACAUGGCUGAAUCUCCUGCUGCUACACUCCAUAAAGCUGUUCCUCUUCUUGCAGUUGCUAAUGAAUGCUCAUAAUUUGGUGCACUGUUUGCGAAGAAUUUGUACAUUACUACAAGUUUAGACUAUGGGUUUCGCCUUAAAUGAAAAUAAGUAUUGCAAUGCUACAGAUAAGUUGACUAAA
Molecule: messenger RNA, 1606 nt
Organism: Salvia splendens (bonfire salvia)
Lineage: Eukaryota; Viridiplantae; Streptophyta; Magnoliopsida; Lamiales; Lamiaceae
Product: cytochrome P450 71A8
Exons: 2
Coding region: 1-1500 (499 amino acids)
Molecular function (GO): iron ion binding; monooxygenase activity; heme binding
Source: RefSeq, a predicted model, not a curated record